Molecule: messenger RNA, 1452 nt
Organism: Thrips palmi
Lineage: Eukaryota; Metazoa; Arthropoda; Insecta; Thysanoptera; Thripidae
Exons: 6
Coding region: 42-1190 (382 amino acids)
Molecular function (GO): oxidoreductase activity, acting on the CH-OH group of donors, NAD or NADP as acceptor
Source: RefSeq, a predicted model, not a curated record
AGUGCGUGGCAGUGUGUCAUCGGACGCCACGUAAGGCGGUCAUGGUCGUCCUCGCGCUGGCGGCUGUGUUGGCUGUGGCGGCUGUGAUAGUGUAUUGGAGCUGGCGGCACGGCCCCGAACAUGACCUUUCGGGCAAGGUGGUGCUGCUGACCGGUGCCGGCGGCGGACUGGGCCGCCUGCUGGCGGAGGACUUGGCCGCGCGGGGCUGCCGCCUGGCGUGUGUGGACGUGGCCGAGGGGCCCAACGAGGAGACAGCGUCCAUGGUGCGCGCCCACGGCCAGGCGAACACCACCAAGCUGCUAGCCAGGGCCUACACUGUGGACCUCAGGAACGGAGAGGACAUAUCGGCCCUGGUAGAGAGUGUUGUCAACGACUUCGGCCAGGUGGACAUUCUGGUGAACUGCGCUGGCCAGCUGCAGGCGGGCGCAGUGUGGGAGCUGACUGACGACCAGACGGACCAGCUUCUGGACGUGAACCUGCGCGCCUGCAUCUUGCUCGUCAAGUACGCUCUACCGCACAUGAGGGCGCGCGGCGAGGGCCACAUCGUCACCGUCGGCUCCGUCGCCGCCAUCUUCGCCACCCGCAAGAUGUCCGUCUACGCCGCCAGCAAGGCGGGGCUCAGUCGGUUCAUGCAGUGCCUGUACUUCGACCUCCGGCGAGACGGGCUCGGCGACAAGAUUCACGUCACUACGAUUGAGCCGUACCUCAUCAACACCUUACCGCACUUGGAGGCAUCCUUCAAGUCCAGGCGGCCGGUCGCCAAGCUGCUGCUGGGAUACCUGGAGGCCAAAGCCACGGCGCGGACCAUUUGCCACUGCAUCGCGACUCGCCAGCACCUGGUCACACUGCCCGCCCACCUGGGUGUGCUAGCCAACAUCCUCCGCCACACGCCGUGGACGGUCCAGGCGUACGUGCUGGAGAAACUCGCCCGACCGGACAAGCGGCCGCCGUACCCCUACCACGCCCGCCACGCGAGCUUGGACGCGGCCCUCAUGUACGAGCUGCUGUCCAAGGGCUACGACCUCCACGAGGACCCCGAGGCCGUCUGCAGGGCGCUGCGCGCCGAGAACCUCGCCAAGGGCAUCGCCCUCCCCCACGACUAUUCACCGUUCCGCCAGUCGAUCCGAAAGUUCUACUCGAGCCGCGGCCAGAGCGUGCCGGACGCCGUGAAGAGCGUGUUCGCAUUGUGAAUGGCUCGACAUUUCUUUCUGCGUGAUGCACAGUGAAUAUUCUCCAUAUUAUGGUGAAAUUGUCCCCUACUAUGGUGUUGCUGCUGACUUCAUAACGUACCAUAGAGAAUUCACUGUACCUUUACAGAUAUUUUGACGAAUUUCGUUCGUAUUAUGGAGAAAAUCUCCACCAUAAUAUGUUGGUGCAGUAUUUCACCGUGAGACAUUUACAGUGUUCAAGAUCGUGAAAUGGAAACAAAUACAAACUUUAUUUGACUUUUAA